GCGGCGGUCCGGCCGGGAGCAGGAGGCGGCGGGGAGCGACGCGGCCUCAGCCAUGUCGGUCUUCGGGAAGCUGUUCGGGGCCGGCGGCGGCGGCAAGGCCGGCGGCAAGGGCGGCCCCAGCCCGCAGGAGGCCAUCCAGCGCCUGCGGGACACCGAGGAGAUGCUCAGCAAGAAGCAGGAGUUCCUGGAGAAGAAGAUCGAGCAGGAGCUGGCCGCCGCCAAGAAGCACGGCACCAAAAACAAGCGAGCCGCCCUGCAAGCCCUGAAGCGGAAGAAGAGGUACGAGAAGCAGCUGGCCCAGAUCGACGGCACGCUGUCCACCAUCGAGUUCCAGCGGGAAGCUCUGGAGAAUGCCAACACUAACACCGAGGUCCUCAAGAACAUGGGUUACGCCGCUAAGGCCAUGAAGGCCGCCCACGACAACAUGGACAUCGACAAGGUAGACGAGCUGAUGCAGGACAUCGCCGACCAGCAGGAGCUCGCCGACGAGAUUUCCACGGCCAUCUCCAAGCCGGUGGGCUUCGGGGAGGAGUUUGACGAGGAUGAAUUGAUGGCUGAAUUAGAGGAGCUGGAACAGGAGGAGCUCGAUAAGAACCUGCUGGAGAUCAGCGGUCCGGAAACAGUCCCCCUCCCCAACGUGCCCUCGAUAGCCCUUCCGUCCAAGCCGGUUGCCAAGAAGAAGGAAGAGGAAGACGACGACAUGAAGGAGCUGGAAAACUGGGCCGGAUCGAUGUGACCGCCCCCACGGCGGGCUGGUAACACGCACGGACUUGGGUCCCCCGGGGCAGCGGGCGCACACGGGUGCGAGUGGGGCGGCGGCACGCGCAGAACCAUCCGUCUCUUUUACCUUACCCUAAAAACCGCAGUCGCCGCCCCGCCGCCCCCGUGUAGCAUGUCCUGUCGGAGCGGGGGAGGAAGGCGGGGCGGGGGGAGGGGGGCGGGAGAGGAGAGAGGGGAGAGUCGUCUGCUGUCCAUACUGUUGAAUUUCUGUAAAAUAAAAUAUAUCCGCAAAAUCCA
Molecule: messenger RNA, 1017 nt
Organism: Ornithorhynchus anatinus (platypus)
Lineage: Eukaryota; Metazoa; Chordata; Mammalia; Monotremata; Ornithorhynchidae
Gene: CHMP4B
Product: charged multivesicular body protein 4B
Exons: 5
Coding region: 53-736 (227 amino acids)
Biological process (GO): vesicle budding from membrane; late endosome to vacuole transport via multivesicular body sorting pathway
Cellular component (GO): ESCRT III complex; cytoplasmic side of plasma membrane; multivesicular body
Source: RefSeq, a predicted model, not a curated record